CAGGAUGUACUGUCCGACUUUAAUAUUUGCUGACGGACUGGUAAAUGAAAAUCCGUCGGAACAGGAAGGAUUCGAGUAAAAUUGAUUAAACACAUACAAUUUUAACCAUUGAAUAUAUAUCAAAACGUACACAUUAUUUAUACUAAUAGAGUUCAUGCUUUGUUUUCCGGAAGUGACGUCACAAUUUUCACAAAUUUUCCCGCUGUGAAUCAUGACUUUUGGGGUUGAACGUCUUUCAAUUGAAAAAUGUAUCUUAACUGAUCUUAUCUUAACUCAACUAAUCAUUUAUGAAUAUACUGUUGUUGGAGGGUUCGUGUUUUUUUAAAAACGGAAGUGACGUCAUACGUCCUGAUGAGUCCGACAGUGUUUACUGUCCGACUUGAAUGUUCGCUGGUAUUUCCGGCCUACCACCACAUUGCUUUUUCGACAAACACUUUAGCUAGCAAGCAGAGGGAGGACAAGUAUUUAUCAUCAAUUAAUAAUUAUAUUUAAUUUGUAUGAUUAGCACUGCUUUAUACACAUGUUAUUCACGGUGUAAAGGACUUAAGUACAGCAGAAUGGAUAUGUUUUUCUUUGACGGACCGCGAAUACAUCUCCGGAAUGGUGUCACCUCCAUGGUGCAUAAAUAUACAUUUUCCCUGUAAUGUUUGAACUCAUCUAGAUUUACAGUUAAGGUGCAUGGCACACAAAUUGUAGCAUUUCCAACAGGUAACCUUGCUAAAAGGCUAGCCAGGCUCAUGUUUACCAACAUGGACAGGGAUGCGUACCGCAACUGUUGCAGCCUUGUCAAAAUCCCCAGGCAGUCCUACGAGCAGUUUUGUUCCUCGCAUUUUGUCGACUACAUUGAUAAAGAGCUGGGCUAUUCCAAGUUUUUCAAAAAAUAUUUGCUUCCCAACCACCCGUGCAUGUUUUCCAAAAGAUUCACCGAAGAGUGGAAGUGUAGGAAACAAUGGGUGACUGAGGAGGGGAAGCCUAAUUUCCAGAAACUGCUGCAAGAAUUUGAUGAGACUCCUGUCCCUGUGGCCAACUGUAAUGCAAAGGAAUACAAUACAAACCCCAAACAAGUCAUGCCUUUCAAAGAAUUCAUACAAUAUUGGAAGGAGCACAUCCAGAACGGCCACUCGUCUCCUAAAGGAUGCCUUUACCUUAAAGACUGGCAUAUGCCAAGGGACUUUCCAGAACGCAAUGUUUAUACCGCGCCGGUCUUCUUCACUUCCGAUUGGCUGAACGAGUACUGGGAUGCGCUUGAAGUGGACGACUACCGCUUUGUCUACAUGGGACCCAAAGGAUCAUGGACGCCGUUCCACGCCGACGUGUUCCGCUCCUACAGCUGGUCAGCGAACAUCUGCGGCAGGAAGAAGUGGCUGCUGUACCCUCCUGGCCAAGAGGAGUUUUUAAGAGACACGCACGACAAUCUCCCGUAUGACGUCACAUCAAGCGAACUACGCGACCCAAGCCUUUACCCGCACGCCCAAGAGGCCUGUCAGCCUCUGGAGAUCAUUCAAGAGGCCGGCGAGAUUAUUUUUGUGCCCAGUGGCUGGCAUCAUCAAGUUUAUAAUUUGGAGGACACCAUCUCCAUCAAUCAUAACUGGUUGAACGGCUGCAACGUAGACAUCAUGUGGCAGUUCCUGCAGACGGAGCUGUUGUCUGUGCAGAAAGAGAUAGAUGAGUGGAGGAACACCAUGGAUUCAUGGCAUCAGCACUGUCAGGUUAUUAUGAAGGCUUGCUCCGGCAUCAACUACGGGGAAUUUGCAUCAUUCCUCAAAAUCAUCGCAGACAACCGCAUGGCUCUCCUGAAUGCCUGCUCCUCAGGAGACGCCUCCAAUUACCCACGGCAUCUCUCGGAGGCACUCGUCACCCUCGGACCUUACCACGCUGCCUUUGACCUGCAGAGAGUGGCUAACAUUUUGGAGAUGCUGCUCUGCAACGAAGAUUUUAAGCGUCUGGAUCAUUCGGCGUCCACUGUGCAGCCAGAAACAUUGCUGCAGCAAAUCCGGGACAUCAUACAAUCCACCAGGGGGCAGCAUCUCCUCUAUCAGGAAUGAGGGUGCAGUAUUUCUAAGUGGUACAUUUUUGGUAAAUUUCCCUUAAAUUCAGAUGUGGAAAUAUUGAAAUAUGGACACUUUUAAUAUGAAUUAUUAAUUAAUUUAAAAAAAUACAUUGCUUUAUUUAUUAAUAGUAUUUAUAUUCUUUCAUCGGACAAAAAAAGUGAAUGUUACAUCAUACAUAUUUCACUGCAUGCAAUUCCAUAGUUUGGUAGUUUAAGUCAUCAAUUAGGCUGUUUAAGUCAUCAAUUAUUGUAAAGUCCCUUAUAUUUUCCAUGAUUCUCUCUUAAAUCCCCUGUCUUGAUUAAGGAGGGCCAAAUGAAACAAAAUUAAAUAGUCUCUAAAAAGCCUUAAAAUAAAUAUUUGAUGUCUCAUUGAUUAAUUACUUUAUUAAAUAAAUCAUGGCAUAAAAAUCUUCUAAAACUUGACAUAAUCAAAUCAAUAAUUAAAUGUAAUGUUACAAUAAACAAAUGACAUUUGAUAACACAUUUAUGAAUCUAUCACAAUUAGAAUUAAUGACUGAUUAAUUUUCAAAAUAUAUAUUUUUUUCCUAAUAAAGGCCUACUGAAAUGAAUUUUUUUUAUUUAAACGGGGAUAGCAGAUCUAUUCUAUGUGUCAUACUUGAUCAUUUCGCGAUAUUGCCAUAUUUUUGCUGAAAGGAUUUAGUAUAGAACAACGACGAUAAAGAUCGCAACUUUUGGUAUCUGAUAAAAAAAAGGCUUGCCCCUACCGGAAGUAGCGUGACGUAGUCAAUUGAACAUAUACGCAAAGUUCCCUAUUGUUUACAAUGAUGGCCGCAUGAAGUGAGAGAGAUUCGGACCGAGAAAGCGACAAUUUCCCCAUUAAUUUGAGCGAGGAUGAAAGAUUUGUGGAUGAGUAAAGUGCAAGUGAAGGACUAGUGGGGAGUGGAAGCGAUUCAGAUAGGGAAGAUGCUGUGAGAGCCGGGGGUGACCUGAUAUUCAGCUGGGAAUGACUAAAACAGUAAAUAAACACAAGACAUAUAUAUACUCUAUUAGCCACAACACAACCAGGCUUAUAUUUAAUAUGCCACAAAUUAUUCCCACAUAAAAACACCCAGGUGUUUGUUAUGCUAGCUCCUAGCUACUAGCUACUAGCUCGAGCUAGUUAUAGCUCAAGCGGGUAAUAUGGACGGGAUCCCGUAUAUAUAACCCGCCAAUACAAUUCAAACACCUGCACAACACACACACUCACUCAGCCCAAAGAACCGUUCACCUAACCCAAGGUUCAUAACGCUUAUAUAUUUAACCAAAGUUACGUACGUGACACGCACGUGCGGGCAAGCGAUCAAAUGUUUGGAAGCGCGCGGGUGGGACCUGAUAUUCAGCUGGGAAUGACUACAACAGUAAAUAAACACAAGACAUAUAUAUAUACUCUAUUAGCCACAACACAACAAGGCUUAUAUUUAAUAUGCCACAAAUUAAUCCCGCAUAACAUACUAGCUCGAGCUAGUUAUAGCAAGCGAUCAAAUGUUUGGAAGCGUACACACGGUAUCGCGUCUGCGUCUGUUAACGAAGUCAGAGUCCUCCUGGUAAGAGUCUCUGUUGUACGAGUUCUUCGAUCUUGACUGCAUCUUUCGGGAAUGUAAACAAUGAAACACCGACAGUGUUGUGUUACUGACUUCCCUCGCAAAAUACUCCGCUUCUCACCGACUUUCUUCUUUGCUUGCUCAGCUUCUUUCUCCAUAAUGCAAUGAACAAAUUGCAACAGAUUCACCAACACAGAUGUCCAGAAUACUGUGGAAUUAUGAAAUGAAAACAGAGCUAUUUCGUAUUGGCUUCAAUGGGGAAGCCAUACCUCUGUUAAACUGGCUACGUCACGCGGGUACGUCAUCCUCCAAAGGCGUUUUGAACCAGAAGUUCUCCGGGAAAUUUAAAAUUGCACUUUAUAAGUUAACCCGGCCGUAUUGGCAUGUGUUGCAAUGUUAAGAUUUCAUCAUUAAUAUAUAAACUAUCAGACUGCGUGGUCGGUAGUAGUGGGUUUCAGUAGGCCUUUAAGGCCCUCCAUACUUAAUAGGCAUAGUCUGGAAAUAGCUUGAAUAGCAAUAAAAAUUAGAAUAAACACACUCCACUUAUUCCCAAACUUUAUCGUUUUAAGAAAGACUUUUAUAAAAAAAUACAAUUAGUUCUGUAAUAGGUUGAUUGGCAACACUUCAUUGUCCUUAGUGUGUAAAUGUUGUUCAUGUUGGCCCUGAGAUGAGGUUGCGACUUGUCCAGGGUGUACCCCGCCUUCUGCCCGAGUGCAGCUGGGAUAGGCUCCAGCACACCUCGCGACCCCGACAGGGACAAGCGGUAAAAGAUGGAUGUCUUAUUCCACGAAAAUAAAACAAAGAUUCUGUUUUUAUGAUGAUCCGUACGAGCAAUGUUUUAUUGACUCGUCUUCCGUUUCUUUCUUAUCAACCUCCAGUCUAAACACAUCUCUGGUACAUGACUGCCACAUACUGAUAACACUUAUCUUUACCCUCUUUGGGACUCCAAACGUUGAAAAAUGCAUCAUGAAUUGCAUAACAUCAAAGUAUAAUGUGCAUAAAUAAUGGUAAAACACAUACAAAUAUUUAUUUGCACGGUAGACUUUGAGAAUGUAGAUACUUUUAUUGAAAAUUGUAUUUGAAAUAAUUUAAUAGGCACAUCAAAUGACAUGAUUGGUAUUUUGCUGUAUAGUGCUGCAGUACAUGGUCAAUGCCUUCAUUUGUCCUUCAAGGAAACAUUUAAGUUUUGUCAGUCAGGCAAAGACACUGGAGGCUUUUAUUUGAAAUGUGUCACAAAGCAUGUAAGUCACAUUCCAAGAAGAAAUAAAACCUCCUCCUCAGUUGUUUUGCGCGUCUUUAGGCCACCAGUCGGGCACGGAGGCCUCCAGUGUCACUUGGGCGUCGUCUGCAGAUUUGACCGUCAACACCUCCUUGGCAUGAGCCAUGCGGAUCAGGCUCAGGCCCAACUUCCCCAGCCCUGCGCGAUGUUUCCCAGCUGGCUUGCCCGACUGCGUUUGCAGCGCGGCUCCCUCCUCCAGGCCUUGGAUGGGCGCCGACAAGCGGACCGGCAUGAGGCGUUUGCGAACCACGCCGGUGUGAUGAGUCCUGGCCGUGAGCUCCUGGCCGAUGUAGCAGCCCUUGCUGAAACUGAUGCCUUGCAUGUAGACCAGAUUGGAUUCCAGCGGUAACGCCACGCCGGGAGGGAGGUCCUUUACGCCCUCGGGAAGUCCUAGACAGCAAA
Molecule: messenger RNA, 5272 nt
Organism: Entelurus aequoreus (snake pipefish)
Lineage: Eukaryota; Metazoa; Chordata; Actinopteri; Syngnathiformes; Syngnathidae
Gene: jmjd4
Product: jumonji domain containing 4
Exons: 6
Coding region: 738-2045 (435 amino acids)
Biological process (GO): positive regulation of translational termination; negative regulation of gene expression; protein hydroxylation
Cellular component (GO): nucleus; cytoplasm
Molecular function (GO): histone H4R3 demethylase activity; sequence-specific DNA binding
Source: RefSeq, a predicted model, not a curated record